UUGGCGCCUAUAAAUACCUCCCCCCUCCAGCAACCGCACACUGCACUGCAGAUGGAAAGAUAAAAAGAUUGGUGUGUGUGUGUGUGUGUGUGUGUGCGCGUGUUUCUGUGUGAGAAAGAGAGAGAGAUGGAGGUUUUCCCAGUUAUCGACAUGGAGAAGUUAGAGGGGAAUGACAGGGGAGCAGCAAUGGAGAUCCUACGUGAUGCUUGCGAGAACUGGGGCUUCUUUGAGAUAUUGAACCAUGGUAUCUCCCACGAGCUCAUGGAUGAGGUAGAAAGGCUGAAUAAAGGGCACUACAGGAAACGCAGGGAGCAGAGGUUCAAAGAGUUUGCCAGCAAAGCACUGGAAGAUGCGAGUAGUUCCGAUGCCAACGACAUGGACUGGGAGAGCACGUUCUUCGUCAGCCACCUCCCUGAGACCAACCUCUACGAAAUCCCUGAUCUUGAUGAUCAGUACAGGAAAAAAAUGAGGGAGUUUGCCUUGGACUUGGAGAAAUUGGCGGAAAGGCUGCUGGAUCUGCUGUGUGAGAACCUGGGGCUGGAGAAAGGUUACCUCAAGAAGGCCUUCUGUGGGUCCAAAGGACCAACCUUUGGCACCAAAGUAAGCAGCUAUCCGCCCUGCCCUCGCCCGGACCUGAUCAACGGCCUUCGGGCCCACACCGAUGCUGGUGGCAUCAUCCUCUUGUUCCAAGAUGAUCAGGUGAGCGGCCUCCAGCUGCUCAAGGAUGGCCAAUGGGUGGACGUGCCUCCCAUGCGUCACUCCAUCGUUGUCAACAUAGGGGACCAGCUCGAGGUGAUCACCAAUGGAAAAUACAAGAGUGUGAUGCACAGGGUGGUGGCCCAGACCGAUGGGAACAGGAUGUCCAUCGCUUCGUUCUAUAACCCAGGAAGCGACGCGGUCAUCUUCCCGGCCCCUGCUUUAGUAGAGAAGGAAGCUGCAGAGAAGAAGAACGAGGUCUAUCCCAGGUUUGUGUUCGAGGAUUACAUGAAGCUCUACGUUGGGCAGAAGUUCCAGGCCAAGGAGCCCAGGUUUGAAGCCUUCAAGGCUGUGGAGACAGUAAGCGCACAGCCGAUUGCUACAUGAUAUCAUAGGAGCUAGGAUGCUGUUGAGGAUGUCAUUUAAGAAUUUACGUACUGGUGUGCAUGUAUGGCAUACAUAAUUUGUUGUUCUAGGAGAGUAUAUAUGUUGGUCAAAUCACAGGAUGGAAGCUAGCUUGUGUAACGUUCCAGGGGGACAAUUGUUGUGGGUCUGGGGUAAGAAUAGAAUAGAGUUGGUUGCGUCUUGAAUAUUUUAUUUCUGAUUUUCAUGAAUGUAUUUAUAUAUAUUUAGUUUAAUUUAAUGCAUCCGAUCUCUAUCAAAAAAAAAA
This is a messenger RNA of Elaeis guineensis (African oil palm), 1366 nucleotides long. RefSeq names its product 1-aminocyclopropane-1-carboxylate oxidase 3. The record is from RefSeq and is a predicted model, not a curated record. NCBI's taxonomy places the organism in Eukaryota, Viridiplantae, Streptophyta, Magnoliopsida, Arecales, Arecaceae.